Molecule: messenger RNA, 2340 nt
Organism: Aphis gossypii (cotton aphid)
Lineage: Eukaryota; Metazoa; Arthropoda; Insecta; Hemiptera; Aphididae
Exons: 2
Coding region: 561-1904 (447 amino acids)
Source: RefSeq, a predicted model, not a curated record
UAGAAACAUUUUUACUAAUCUAAAAAGUAAUCACAUCAAAGAAAUCACACAAGUAAACACACACACACACACACACACACACACACACACACACACACACACACACACACACACACACACACACACACACACACACACACACAUAUUCUAAAUAAAAACACAUUUAUUAUUGUAAAACUUCUUAUAAUGUAAAAGCGUAUACAAGCCUAAUGUCAUAUUAAAACAAUGUUUAAAUACAAUACGCUUCUGGUCAUGACACAACCGACUCGAAUGUUGCUACAAUUUUGUAUCGUAUCCGUAAUUCUAAUCGAUUUCAUAUGAAUUACAAGGUCUAUGUGUUUACCAAAUCCCCACAUAAAAACAAUCGGAAUGCUCAUCACAAUAUGUCAGUAUAUAAGCGCCGGUAUUCAUCUUUCAUAUCACACUCAAUGUUUGGUCUCCUUACAGGUAAACGUAAGCACCAAUGUAUUAAAUAGUAAUACUCCAGUACUUCGAUAGUGUAUGUUGUAAUUUGUAUCUUUUCCAUUUUAACUCGAAAACAGACAACAACGAUAGCCAUUAUGAAUUGUGUUCAGAUCUGUUUGGUGUUAGCCACGAGUUGCUUGACGUUGAUUUCUGCCAACGCGGGAGGAUCAUACAACUACGCAUAUGGAGUGAACGAUCCGAUCAGCGGGGACCUUAAAGAUCACCGUGAGACCAAAGUGUGCGAUGAACAGGUAUCCGACGAGAGCGUAUUGCGCACAGUUCAAAUCAGCCGCGAACCAAUCAUCUCGACGGUGUCUUCGGAACCGAUCAUAAACACUGAAUUUGUGUCUGCGACUCCGUCGUCGAUCUUACGCACCGCCGACUUCGAAUCUUCCCGAAUUUUGGUUGCGGCUCCGAUUUUGGAAACAAAAGCCAAGCCCGAACCACUGUUGUACGCUCCUCGUCCCGUGGAAUACGCUCCUCUUGCCAAGUACGCCGCCCCGAUCGCCGUCACCGCCGCUCCAAUGUUGGAGACGAAGAUCGCGGCCGAACCACUGUUGUACGCUCCUCUUCCCAAGUUAGCACCUCUACCAAAGUAUACGCCACGAACCGAGUAUUACACUGCACCUCUAGUUGCACCUAAAAUACUUCAGACUCCGAUUGUACAGUACCAAGCCGCUCCGGUCAAAAUUAUCAAGUCCAUGAAACUCCCGUCGUACAGCCGCCAGUCCACAUCGUUCUCACACAGAUCGUACGUCAAUCACCCACCGACUCCCGUUAAAAUCGCCACCAUCGCACCUCAGUACUACACGGCCGCCGCUCCUAUAGCACCAGAAUAUUACGCGCCUGCCCCGAAGGCACAAGAAUAUUACGCACCCGCACCAAAGGCACAAGAAUAUUACGCACCCGCACCAAAGGCACAAGAAUAUUUAGCACCCGCACCAAAGGCACAAGAAUACUACGCGCCCGCACCAAAGGCACAAGAAUUUUACGCACCCGCACCAAAAGCACAAGAAUACUACGCACCCGCACCAAAGGCACAAGAAUAUUUAGCACCCGCACCAAAGGCACAAGAAUAUUACGCACCCGCCUUGACUGCACCGGAAUACUAUCUGGCCGCCCCGAAAGCACCGGAAUACAAUUCGGUGACCGUCGCCGCCACCCAAGCACAGAUUGUCCAACCGCUGCAACAGGCCACCCGAGCCCUGUACGUGGCACCAGCGCAGUACGCGUACCGCAGUUCAUCGGCUCCAGCUACUUCGUACCAGUACGCCAACCACUGGAACAACUAUGAACAAUCCGCCGGCGCUCUUCAAUCCCGCUACUACGUGGCCACUCCACAACAAUAUUCGGCCCCACAGCCUCAAUACGAAUCCGCACCACUAACACAUAACUCGGGCCAAUACGUCGCCGCCCAAGAACAACCAUGUGAAAAAUAAACGUUGUCUCUUCGACGUUCAGUAAUAUAAUCUUACGAAUUUUCACUUGUGUUUUUAUGUCGAUUAUAUUUUAAUGUUUAUACUACUAAAUAGCUGUUUUUUUUUUUAAAUUUUCUCUUUCGUCAGUCGUAGAAAAAAUAGUAUCAAAGUCUUAAUAAUAUGCUAGGUAUAUAUAUCGCUCUAAAGAGGUUAGGUUAAGUUUGGGCUAAUUUAUGCGAGACUCAGUGUCGAUUGGGUGUUUGUAUAAUGAGAUAUUUUUUGUUUUUGUUUUUAAUUUAAUAUUGAAAUAAUAUUAUUUAUAAUAAUGUUAAUAGUAAAUAUUAUAUUUUCUGAAUUUAUAUAGACUUUUGUUUGAUAGAUUUAUUUGAUAAUAAUUAGAUAGAAAUCAACACUUUUCUACAUGAUUGCAUAUUUUUAUAAAAAAUACACCAUCUAU